UAAUUAUACCGACUACCGAACCGAAAAAAUAUUAUAAUUUUCGAGAAGUAAAACGUCUCACACAAUUAAUUUGUUUAAAUAUUGUUACGUUACAAUAUAAUUUUCCAAGAAAUCAUUACUCAUCCUACGUUUACACAAUUGCUUGCACACUUUUGUACAAAAUUCUUUUCAUUCCUUCGUAAUGGAUAUGCUUGGUGUAUCUGAAGAAAAGAGGCAGGUGCCGAAAAUGUUACAAAAUAUCCUGAGAUAUGAUGUUCAAGUCACCAAGAAGUUUGUGGAAAUGGCCCUGAAGACAUCUCCGUUACGAUCACUUCGUAAUCAUGCAAAACUUUUGGAGGUCUCCUGCCAUGGCAUUGUCUGGCUGGCUGGAUGGCUCUCAUUUAUUUGGUUAUUCAAUAACAAAGAGCUUUAUCAAAUACAAGUCAAUAUGUUAAUUGCAUUAAUUCUAGAUAUCAUAGUCAUCGCAGUCAUUAAAGCGUUUGUGAGAAGACGAAGACCGGUCCCAAUGAACAAACUCACAGAAAUAGGGCCCGACAAAUAUUCAUUUCCCUCCGGACAUGCUAGCAGGGCCACGUUGAUUGCAUUUAUUCUGAUGUACCAGGAUCCCAUUUCGUUCAUAUUCUACCCCCCUCUUCUUGCUUGGGUAACGUCUGUGGCGUUGUCCAGAAUUCUGCUGGAGAGGCAUUAUAUUCUGGAUGUACUGGGUGGCUUUGGAAUAGGCAUUUUAGAAGGACUUGUAAUGUGCAUAGUAUGGUUCUCUCAGAGCACAUCUUCAAGCAUUUUGGCCUCACUUUCUGAUGAGAAACGCGAUGGAGGAGAAUUUCACGUUUAGAUUUAGUACAAAAGCACUUUACGUUGAAAUGAAAUGAAAAUGAAUGAAAUGAGCAUUAUGUUUGAUAACUUAUAAAAAAGUUCAAUGCAGUGUCUUAAAUCUAUGAGUGUAAUAUGUUGUAUCUUUAAAUAAUACUUAACUUCUGUUAUUGCAUUUGGAAGCUAACUUUAGUGUUGUUAAAACCCCAGUAAAUUAUAAAAGUGUUGUGAUCCUAUUAAUAUAAAACAAAACAGUUAGUUCCCUAGUCAUAUUUAACGUUAUUUGUUGCUUCAUACUGUAAUUAAUAUAUCUGACGAUUGUAAUUUGUUUGAUAACAUAGUUAUGUAUUUAAUUAUAUGAAUAAAAUAUUUUAUUGUGCAUUAUUAUUAUACUGUUUUAUUUAUAGGAGUAGGAGUCUCACUAAUACACUUCAAAGCUAGAAAUCAUAAAGUAAUAUAGUUGAAACUAGAAAUAUUAUCCUUACAUACUUAAUGGACUUUAUGACCUUAUUGUAUAAAUGGAAAAUAAGAUUAUUAGAUUGUCUUUAUUAUUAUUCUGUAUACCUAAUGGCUUCAAUGGUGCGAAUCUUGUCUCCAUUACAUUUACACCCCUCGAUGGAAUUUAAUUGACAGGUGACAGAAAAAUUUACAUUUAAACGGCACGGUAAAAUAAUCGAAUUUGACAGUUGACGUGGAUGGUCUUCAGUGGUUUGUGUUUAUUUCGAAUUAAUGAAAAAAAUACAUGAAAUUGAGUAAUUAUUAAGUCACAAAUUACAUUAAUUAACGCUUAUUGUUAACAGUUUCUUUGCGGCGUUUCGGCUUUGAGUUCAACCAUGAGAAAGCUAAAAGGAGCAGUCAAGGAAACAGCCAAACAGAAACGAGAGAGGAAACAAGAAUUCGCUAAAAUGCGACAGCAAAUCAACACGAUAGUUUUACCAACUUUUGGAGUUAUUUUCUUACUCAUCUGUACAUACGUGUAUUUCAAAACCAGACCAACCUCGAUGCAAUAUGCAUAACACAGAUAAUUUCAGGCUUUUUAAUAUAAAUUAAUAAAACAUUUGAUAAGGACUAAAACUGGGAAAUAUUUAAGUAUAAGGUUGUGAACUGAUUCUGAUGCAGAAUGGUAAAGGAAUGUGCCAGAACAUGACCAUCUUUGAUAUGAUUCUUCAAUAGGUAGUAUAUCUUGCAUGUCAGAUUUUAUUUAAAUGCAAAUUUUUACCUAUAUACCUACAACAUUCCAUCAUAGUAACAUAUCAAAUUGAAUGUAAAUAAUAGAUUAUAAAUAUAUUUAUAUACCUA
Ostrinia nubilalis (European corn borer) is the source of this 2109-nucleotide messenger RNA. RefSeq names its product polyisoprenoid diphosphate/phosphate phosphohydrolase PLPP6. Lineage: Eukaryota; Metazoa; Arthropoda; Insecta; Lepidoptera; Crambidae. The record is from RefSeq and is a predicted model, not a curated record. Bases 182 to 832 code for a protein of 216 amino acids. The transcript is spliced from 6 exons. Gene Ontology annotation, molecular function: sphingosine-1-phosphate phosphatase activity.